CUGUUCUGUAUUACAUUCAUAUCCUUUCUUUUUUUUUUUGCUUGUCAAGUAAACCAUUUAACUAUCCGCCAUUGGCGCACUAGGUCAAAAAAGACCUCUCCCUGUCAGCACUUUGCUUUGCUUUGUUUUGCUUGGCACUCCCAUCUUUCCGUUCUCUCAACAGCUCAUCUACAUUCAAGUAGCUGCCAUGCCAUCCGCUCCAAUACUGGGUCGGUCUCUGAUCCUGUUCGUUGGAUGCGCUGUCUUCUUUCAGCUCAUCCUUUUCUUCAAGAGCAAUUUUUCGUCCUCAUCUGACUUUGACCAACAGUUCUCCUCACAGCAAAAUAGGGAUUGGCCUUCAGAUUCAUCAAACAAUUGGAAUGAACAUGUCCGGAAUCGACACCCUUCGGUGCAACUCUCACUUCGAGACUAUGAAGUUUUAGAUGAACUAGCGGAAAAGAUCGCCACAACAGAGUCGUAUCGUGUCUUUGAGAAUAAGGAUGAAGGGCGAAUCCAUGGAACAAACAUCAAAAAAGACCCCACCCUCGUUCGUAAAAUUAGGGAACAGAUCCAGUGCUGGACUACCCACGGUUCCUGGCAACGACAGGAUGGGGUGUUCACACCACUCAAACAUCUAGGGGACUCGCGCUUUGCUAAAUGCGACAGAAAUUUUAUCAAAGCAUUGGAUCAAGAAGGUAGCGGUCACUACUUGGGUGAAUUUGAUCAUGCAAAUGAACGGUUCCUGGUUCGAGAGGCCGUCAAAUAUAAAUGGGUACCCGAUGAGAAAAUCUGUGGACCAGGAUCCGGAAUCGGUGUGAUGGGUUUGGAGGACGAUCGAGCCAAGUAUCAGCCCUAUACUAAGCAAAGUUUCUGUCAGGUGAUCAACCAACGCGACGUGCUUGUCGUGGGCGACUUGACACAGUACCAAAUUCAUGAUGUGUUGUUGUCAGCGUUCCAAAGUUCAUUUGCCUGUUAUGGUGAGCUAGGCUGCCUACACCACAGUGCUCAUGGACUCUGUCAGAAUGUUGGUCUCAAGUAUGCUAGAAAUGACGUGCUGUCAGUUCCCUGGGCUGUGGACCCAGAGGAGGAAGAAUAUCCAAGCGCAACAACGGUAGAGCAAGCAUGGGCAACAGAGGAUAUGCUUCUCAAAUACAAAGUGUUGAUCCUGAAUCGCGGUCUCUUCUGGAGAACAGACGAGGUGUUCCUGAGUGAGCUGGUCUUUACUAUGAAACACCUUUGGAAGUAUUAUCCUGAUACCCUGAUUAUUUACCGUGCAACUCAUCCUCUAUCAUCUAAUUGCUCGCAGCUGAAGAAUCAAGGUGAGGAUGAGGCAAUCGCGGAUAAAUAUGGUAACUCCGUAGUUGAAGGAACUGUGCUUCAGAAGCCGCUUAAGGAACCGCCUAAAAGGCAAAUAGAGCGCCAAGCAAAUGGAGAGGAGUACCGCCCAUCAAUGGCGGAUAUCCAAAGGCAGAAUCGCAUAGCUAAGCGUGUGGUUGAGGCGGCGGGGGGUAUCUACUUGGAUACAGAGGCCAUGUUUGCUCUGCGACAUGAUGGAAGAAUGGGUGACGGCGAUUGUGCUCGAUUCUGUGCUCCAGGACCACUAGACGCUUAUGUAGACCUAAUUUAUAACACAUUGAGGAUCCUGCAAGUGUAGUUGUGUGGCUGCUACUACAUCCAAAAUACUAUUUCAUUUAUUGCAGC
Molecule: messenger RNA, 1680 nt
Organism: Lobosporangium transversale
Lineage: Eukaryota; Fungi; Mortierellomycota; Mortierellomycetes; Mortierellales; Mortierellaceae
Exons: 1
Coding region: 188-1633 (481 amino acids)
Source: RefSeq, a predicted model, not a curated record